Chironomus riparius is the source of this 3702-nucleotide messenger RNA. NCBI's taxonomy places the organism in Eukaryota, Metazoa, Arthropoda, Insecta, Diptera, Chironomidae. The record is from the annotation of a GenBank genome assembly.
GUCACGUACCGCCCAUUUAGUCCCCAAAACCAACUCAUACAAAUGCAAAAGAACUUAUACAAGUAUAGACGUAACUUUUUUUUUCAUGAUGGAAUCCUUCAUUCCUUUACUUAACUUUUCCUUACUCAGCUUUCCACUCAUACACACACACACAAUAAUAAUCACACAGACAACGCGUGUAUACAGCUCUUUGGCUCGUUCGUGAUACUGAUUUCAAAUGCAAGUUACGUUCCCACUUUUUUUUACAAACGGCAAAUGGCUCUAACAAUUGACUAGCCAGUCAGAUUUUUGUUGAGUAUAAAGGUGCACGUACUUCAAAUCAUCGCUCUCGUAUUAUUUUUAUUAUAUUUUUUUAUAUACGUCUAUAUAUAUACAUUCGGUAGUGAAAAGUUUUUCUUCAAUAGACAACAUAUAAAUGUAUAAACAUUAAACAGCUGUUUAGUAUUGAUAACAAUAAACAAAUGCAUAAUAUGAGUGAUUAGUGAAAGUUUCUAUCUAAAAUGAUGAAAAUUUGUUAAGUGAAAAAAUAAGGAUUUUUGGAUUUUGUGAACAAAAAUGUUGCCUUAUUCUGCAAUUGACUAUGCGGCAUAUCAGACCCGCACUUUAAUGCACGCAACGGAUAAUGGAGGAUCAGGUGGUGCAGCAUUCACACAUUCUUGGUUGGUACCAAGUACUCAGGAUUUGUGUGGUACAAAUUUUAAGCCUAAUCAUCCACAAUCACAACAAAUUCUCGAUCCUGGUAUUUUAGAAUUGAGGAAAGAGAAGUCAAGGGAUGCAGCUAGAUCGAGACGAGGAAAAGAAAAUUAUGAAUUUUAUGAAUUGGCAAAGAUGCUUCCACUCCCAGCCGCCAUAACAAGUCAACUCGAUAAGGCAUCAAUAAUUAGACUCACAAUAAGUUAUUUGAAAUUAAGGGACUUCACAGGACAUGGAGAUCCGCCAUGGAACCGAGAAGGGAGCAAUACUAGUAAAAUUUUGAAAAGUUUAUCUGCCAAUUCAGCACGAAGAUCAGCGGCAAGUUUGGCAUUGGAACUUUUCGAGCAACAUCAAGGAACUCACAUUUUACAAUCACUUGAUGGUUUUGCACUGGCGUUGGCUGCUGAUGGAAGAUUUUUGUAUAUAUCUGAAACUGUCUCGAUUUACCUAGGAUUGUCGCAGGUUGAAAUGGCUGGCAGCAGUAUAUUUGAUUAUGUCCAUCAAGGCGAUCAUGCUGAAGUUGCUGAACAGUUGGGGCUUAGUUUAACGGGUCAUUCACAAGGAAUGUCGUCACCAUCAUCAUCUGAUGAGGGAACGCAUGGGACAAUGAAUCCUGAUGUUUCAUCUUCAAUGUCAGUUCAAUCAAAUAAUAAAUACAAAGGAUUUGAACGAUCAUUUUGUAUACGAAUGAAAUCAACCCUCACGAAACGUGGAUGUCAGUUUAAACAGUCGACUGGUUAUAGAGACGUUUCGAAUCCAAAGAACGCAAAUGCCAAACCAAACAAUGGUCAUUACUCGGUUGUAUUGAUACUUUGCAGACUGAGGCCACAAUACUCAUUCAAUCAUAAUAAGAAGUCUCAGCCACAGUUAUUGGGAAUGGUUGCGUUGGCAAUUGCCCUACCACCACCAUCAGUUCAUGAGAUACGACUAGAAUGUGAUAUGUUUGUAACAAGAAUUAACUUUGAUUUCCGAUUAGCUCAUUGUGAGCCAAAAAUCACGGAAGUUCUUGGAUAUUCAACAGACGAACUUGUUGGCGAAAGUCUUUAUAACCUCUGCCAUGGAGAAGAUGCAGUGAAACUCCGAAAAUGUCAUUCAGACUUAAUCGAAAAAGGCCAAGUCCUAACCCAUUACUAUAGAAUCCUCAACAAAAAUGGAGGAUAUACUUGGAUACAAACAUGUGCCACAAUCGUAUGCAAUAUUAAAAAUAAUGAUGAACAGAAUAUAAUUUGUGUAAACUAUGUAAUAAGUGCAAGAGAAAAUGUAAAUGUUGUUAUGGAUCAGUGUCAGCUUGAAAUAAUUAAACGUGAAGUUCACGCGCCAUCACCAAUAGAUAAGGAAGUAAAGCCAUUACAAGAUGUUAAGGAUGAUAUCCCAUCUGUUAAAAUUGAAACGCCAACACCUGAAAUUAAAACUGGAGCUGCUCGAAAAACUACACCUGAAGCGAAAGUUGAGGAACCGCCGACACGUGGAAGGAAAAGGAAACCUAAGCAAGAUAAUCAGGAUACAAAUAAAAAACAGAAUUUACCACCAGCAUCUACAAUUUUAAGUGAUACAUCAUCUUGUAAGGAACAGGAUACGAUAAAAGACCGAGCAGAGCCUUCAGUCAGAGAUCUAGAGAAUGCCAUGUCUAAGCAUCUUCCAUCGCCAUCAUCGAAUCAUGCAACAGAUUUUAGUACGAAUUCCCUGCUUAAAACUCAAGAUAAAGAUACAUCUUGGAAUUCAGCAUCAACAUUUGAGCAACAGCAGCCUCCUGUUAUGCCAGCAAGUUCGCUACUUAAGCAACUGUAUGCAAAUCGAGAAAGUGUAAUUAGAGCUGCAACUCGUCCUAGUUAUGUCUACUCAGAUGGUGCUCUUCCAACUCCACCUGGCAGUGAGUAUCCACCAUCAUCAAAUGAAGGUUACCCAACGAACUAUCCAGCAGUAUCAUAUGCUUCCAAUUCUGUAGAAUAUAAUAACAAUAACAUGACACCGCCAGGUUCUGUAUCACCUAGAGAUCUCAGCAGUUUGGGUGCAAAAGGCGUGCCAAAUUACGAUUAUAAUCAUUAUGUACCAUCGAAUGAAACAACAGUCUUACAGCUUCCAUUAAAACCGCAACCUUAUGCCAUACACAAUUAUCCAGAUGGACAGUAUUUUACUCAUCAUCCUGGAUUUUGGUAUCCUACACCUACUUAAGUUAUUCGUGGCAUAAUUUUCUCUUUUGUAGCUUCAUGUUUAUUUUUGUAUAAUUUAUAUAAUACCAAGGGGAUAACAGCAUGAUGGGGAAAAACAUUUUCAUCAGUUUUCUACUAAUAGAGUAGAAUUUGUGGCCAAAUUUUGGAUGGGAAAUUGAUAAAAAAAAUUCCUCAUCAUGUUGUUACCCCCUUGAAUAAUACUCUUGUAUAAAGGAAAUGCUAUCAGUUAUUUAACGCCAAAGCAAAAAUGAAGAGAAAAAAAAAUCUAAAAAAAAUACUCAAAUGCUCGUACAUGCAACACGAAAUUCUGUUUUUUGAUACAUAUCCUUAUAUAAAAAAAUUAAUUAAUUCCUUAAGAUAUUUAAAAAAAUCAAAAUUAUUGAAAAAAAAAUACUCUCUAAAGUAAUUUCUUGUGCAAAUAUAAAAAUUAGAUAAGAUUCAAUUUAGUAUGAAAAUAUUAAGGAACAAGUAGGUACCGGAAAUCGGAUCUGCUGCUUCCAUUUCUCCUUAAUUUUGUUUUUAGUUUUGUAAAUAGAAUUUUUGUAAAACAAAUUUUUCUUCCAAGCUUAUGAGUUAAUUUUGUAUCGUUAAGGUUAUUUAGACCAAUGUAUUUUUAAAUUAAUUAAUCAUUGAAUGAUCAGCCAUAUUUGAAAGUAAUUGCACUAUAAAUAAAAUUUAAAAAAAAAGUUUUCAGGAAACAAAAACGAAAAGAUUAUUUAAAUAAAUUUCACAAUGGUUGAUGAAUAAACGAUUAACUCAUAACUUUUAAGAAGAAUCGAUAAAUAUGAAUAAAUUUUUAGCUAAUAAAUAAAAAGACAUGCAUAAAUGUUAAGAUAUG